AUGGACACAGCACUGACGGUGUCUCUGCUUGGACUGUCUCUUGUCUUGCUAUCCUUCCCUGAGCAUGCUUCACUGAACGGAGCACUUGACAGCUCCUCAGGAACUGUGUAUCUGGGCUCCGAAUAUGUGGAGGAGGCUCUUCAGAGGGCGAUAGAGCUGACUGAUGCUGCUUAUGCUCGCACAAGUGAAAGGGUGAAGAAGUCUCUCUCUGAGGGCGCUCUGAGACCGAGUGAUCUGCUGGCUCAGUUUAAACAGACUGAAGCAAAAACCAGAACUCAGAUCCGGGCUGCCGAACUGCUGGACAACACAGUGGAGUUGAUCAGAGAAAUGGUCUACACUCACACAAUGGUUCAGCCCAACCCUCACGAGCUUCUUAGUGAAAGAGAUGUGGAGAAUCUGCUGCAGGGGACGGGCUGCUCUGCUGAGCUGCACAAACCCAGCUGUCCCACCGAUUGUCUGUCUGAGCGCUACAGAUCCAUCACAGGAGAAUGCAACAACAGACAGAACCCCAGAUGGGGGGCUGCGAAUGUCCCGUAUUCCCGCUGGCUGCCUCCAGAGUACGAGGACAUGUGGGGGGCGCCCAGAGGCUGGGACCCAGAGCACACUUACCACAACGUCAGCCUGCCUCCAGUGCGGCUGGUGUCCCAGGAGGUGCUGUUCACCCACAAUGACAACAUCUCUCUAGACUCCACUCUGUCCCACCUGCUGGUGGAGUGGGGCCAGUGGAUAGACCAUGACGUGGUGCUGACGCCCCAGAGCCCCAGCACAGCUGCCUUCAGGACAGGAGCUGACUGCACCCGCUCCUGCAGCCGGGACACGCCCUGUUUCUCCAUACAGAUCCCACUGACAGAUCCUCGCAACGGCAUCCAGAGCUGCAUGCCUUUCUUCCGCUCUGCUCCGAGCUGUGUUGAUGGAGUUCAGCCCCGUCGCCACCGGGAGCAACUCAACGCCAUCACUUCCUUUGUGGAUGCCAGUAUGGUGUACGGCAGCUCUGACAAUCAGGCCUCUGCGCUACGUAACCACUCCUCUCCUCUGGGCUUAAUGGCCCUUAACUCACAGCACUUAGACCAGGAGCUGGCCUACAUGCCCUUCCUUCCUCGACUGCAGGCUCAUCUGGACCCCUGUGGCCCUCGUAAUUCCACCACUGCAGGGCCGUCAGACAGAUCUGCACCACAGGAGAACACCACAUCUUGUUUUCAAGCUGGUGAUUCAAGAGCCAACGAGCAUCUGGGAAUGAUCGCACUGCACACGCUCUUCCUGAGAGAGCACAACCGGCUGGUCAAAGAGUUACACCUGCUCAACCCUCACUGGAGCCCUGAUACCCUCUAUCAAGAGGCACGCAAGAUCAUGGGAGCCAUCCACCAGAUCCUAACGUGGGAGCACUACCUGCCUCGGGUCCUCGGUGAGAGCACCAUGUCCCAUCUGAUGCCUCCCUACAAAGGUUAUGACCCUGAAGUGGAUCCCAGCAUCGCUAACGCCUUUGCGGCAGCUGCGUUUCGUUUUGCCCAUGUCACCGUGCAGCCAGUAGUAUCCAGGCUGGGACCAGGUUACACCACUAACUCCCAGCAUCCCUCGCUGCCUCUGCAUCACUCACUGUUUGCCUCUUGGAGGGUUGUGCAGGAAGGUGGUAUCGACCCCGUGCUGCGUGGUCUGUUGCUGUCUCCGGCUAAGCUGCAGACUCCGGGUCAGAUGAUGGUGGAGGAGCUGACGGAGCGGCUGUUUCAGGCACAGGGAGGGAUGCCUCUGGACCUUGCAGCCCUUAACCUCCAGAGGGGCCGGGAUCAUGGCCUGCCUGGAUACGGCACGUGGCGAAGGUUCUGCGGCCUCUCUGUUCCCAACACGACAUCAGAGCUGGCAGAAAUCCUCCGUAACCAAACUUUGGCUCACAAAUUCCAGCUCCUGUACGGGACACCACACAACAUCGACGUGUGGGUGGGGGGCAUCUCUGAACCUGCUCUGCCCGGAGGCCGUGUGGGACCGCUGCUGUCCUGCCUGCUGGCAAGACAGUUCAGAGACCUGAGAGAUGGUGACAGGUUUUGGUGGGAGAGGGAAGGAGUGUUCACCAGUGCCCAGAGGAAAAACCUCCACGCUGUCUCUCUGUCCCGCAUCAUAUGUGACAAUAGCCACAUCACCCAUGUUCCUGCCGACGCCUUCUCACGCACCGAGAGCCCGGACGCCAUGCUGGCCUGCUCCCACCCGCUCAUACCCCACCUCGACCUCAGUUCCUGGAAAGAGCCAGACUCAGGUGAGGAUCUGAAAAAGAGGACGGAAGCUUUCUUUGCUGCAUUUUAUCUGCUGUGA
Scomber japonicus (chub mackerel) is the source of this 2301-nucleotide messenger RNA. RefSeq names its product eosinophil peroxidase (gene epx). The record is from RefSeq and is a predicted model, not a curated record. Gene Ontology annotation, molecular function: heme binding; peroxidase activity. Gene Ontology annotation, biological process: response to oxidative stress. The transcript is spliced from 13 exons. The coding region runs from base 1 to 2301 and encodes 766 amino acids. NCBI's taxonomy places the organism in Eukaryota, Metazoa, Chordata, Actinopteri, Scombriformes, Scombridae.